AUGGUGAAAUUGUUCUUGUCCCAGCCCAGGCAGAACGACAGUGGCACCAUAGAUCAAGUGAUUUUGCCUCUGUUGAACAAAUUGGGAUCUCACAUUCGAUCAUUGGUGACUGGUGGAGCUCGAUCAGAAGCUAGACUUUGGCUCUGCACUGCUCUUUCUACUAUUUCUAUAUCCCCUAGACGCCAACUCAAUGUUUUCAUGAGGCUUUUGAGACCAAAGCCCAGAAAGAUGCAGCUUGUGUCACAGCUUCUGCAAAUGAUGUUUGAUAAGAGCCCGAGGAAGCUUGGAUCUGUGUUAGCCAAAAGAAGUUUUUUACUCGAGAAAUUCUUUCAAGGGAAUCCGAAGCGUAUGCUGCAGUGGUUUUCUGAAUUUGCUUUUGAUGGCGGCUCUGAUCACAAAAGAGGUGCAAGAGCAUUGGCGCAGUUUGCAUUUGCCAACCGGGAUAUUUGCUGGGAAGAGCUUGAGUGGCGGGGAAAACACGGGCAAUCGCCUGCUGUUGUUGCUACCAAGCCUCAUUACCUUCUUGAUCUAGACAUCCAACGAACCAUUGAGAAUUUCCUCGACAAUGUUCCUGACUUCUGGUCAUCCAACGAGUUUGCUGCGUCACUCAAAGAUGGCCAGAUUUUAUCCCUUGACACCAAAUUCUUUCUUGAUCUCUUUCUCCGUUUCAUGUACGAGGACGAUAUGAAUGAUGUGUGGGAUGCUGUAGAGGAGUUUCUAACGGAGGAGUCUUUCUCCUCCUUAACCCAGCAUCUCCUUAUCACUCUCGAAGAACCUGAAUUAUGUCAAUUUCUGGAAUUGCUUGGCAACUAUUUCAGUCCAAGCAUUGAUACCUGGGAUACUAGUUGCUCGUCUUGCUGGCUCGGGGCUGUCCUUUCAAGAUAUGCUGACAUGGAAUCUAUUGACGAGCUACUACUGCUGAAUUCUAUUAUCAACCAAGGUCGUCAGCUGCUACGUCUUGUACGUGAUGAGAACGUCAAUGACGAGGGAGAAAUGUUGAAAGAAACCAUGGCAGAAAUUUGCAGAGUUUUGGAAAAUAGCAGUAGCAUUUCUCUAGUUCCGAAAGAUCUUUUGAAGAUGAAACACGUAGGGGUGAUAAGAAUACUUGGACUACUUUCUUGGACUAUUCACUUCAGAUUAUCUGAGGAAUGUCAGACUCCAGAUUCAUGGGAGUUUCUAUUUAAAGAAAAUGGAAUUGAGUUCCGCAGGUCCAGUGACCACUCGUUGCUGAGCCAUUACGGAUUCUCUGAAGAAAGCGAAUCUGACUCUGAUGGUAAAAGCCAUGUUUCUAACAAGAGGCACAAGAGGAGAAAGAACAAAAGGAAGAAGAAAAAGAAGAGCGCUAUUGAUGAUGAUGAUGAGCUUUUAGGUCUGCAUCGAAUAAGUCGAAGUUGGUUGCUAUCUACUGAUGGGUUUUCCGCAACAUGGACCAGUAUUCACCAUCGCACAUCAUACGAGUUAAUUUUCAAGAGCAUUGUAUUUGAGAUUUCCACAGUUGCAAUCUAUGCAUAG
Messenger RNA from Arabis nemorensis, 1512 nucleotides. The record is from the annotation of a GenBank genome assembly. Lineage: Eukaryota; Viridiplantae; Streptophyta; Magnoliopsida; Brassicales; Brassicaceae.